GGUGGAUGACUCAAGUGAUGGACUACCAAAAACACCACAUAUACUAUAACUUUGGUAGACAAGCUUAUACAUCACUAAAAAAGUGGAAUUUGCCCAUCUUCUAUUACAACUCAGAAUCCCACGCUACAGUAGCGUCUGCAAAGACUCAUAUAAUAACUUAUAAAGAGAUACCAGCCUCGAACAUUCUGUGAUAUUGGUGCAUAGCUCCAUGUUAACGGUUUGAAUUUACAAGACCUAAUUAAGCAUGUUGUCGACGGUAAGAGACUGCAAUUGGCUAUGCAUAGAAAUGUGUGAAGCAAAAACCAGUAGAAUAACGAGAGAACACAUACGAAAAAUCUUUGCGGAUAUAAUCCACUAAUAGAAGUCGAAGUAAAUGCAAGGAGUCGUACAGAGGACUAAAGAAAGAGAGAGUUGGGGGAGAAAUUGGCGGUGGAGGCAGUCCAAGUUAGCCAAAGCGACCGGGCGGUCCGGUGGCUAAACCCCAGGAGCGGGAGAUAAACCCUGCGCGCGCUCUGGCUUCGCACUGUCCGAGCAAACAACAAAGAUCGUCCGCAGUCGUCAUGAUGAGGAUUCGCGUGCAGGAGGCCCAAUGCGCUCGAAAUUCCAACACCUGUUGCGAGAGGUGAGCAAGUCGGUCAGACGAGGAGAUCAGAGAGCAUCGUUGCGGCCUUGGGGUGCGAGUGAUCGAGCCAGUGAGGUAAGCGGGGCCAUCCAUCGCUUAGAGUCCACGUCGCCCAGAUCGAUUGCAGUUGUACCUCCGCGAAGGAAAGCAUUGCGUUGUGGAGCACGUAGAAUUUUCGAAGGUUCCAUGGUGGCCGAGCGCAUGUCCAGGUACAACGCGGGGCGAUUGACACUGCGACCUGGGUGUUGACUGCACUUGCUGGCUGGCUGGCUGGCUCGCUCGCUCGCCGUGCUCCUUGCCCGUGGUCAAAAGAGUUUGGUGUUUCCGCAAUAUUCCACGCGCAGUCGCCUCGUGCAGGACCCGUGAGGCUCAUCAUUUGCUCCGUGAAUUUGCCGCCGAUGAGAGUUUGAGUACUGAAUUUUAUUCCGUGAAGGUGACAUUCGUCUAGCCGCCAAGUACGAAGAAGUACCCACAUCUACCCGGAAUGAUGUCAGUUGGCAGGAGUUUUCAUGGACAGAUGGAGGGCAAAUAGAACCCAAAUCUGUUGGAAUCUAGCGGCACAGAGCGGAAGGGGGUGCUCGUUGUAGUCUCGUCUGUGGAGGUUGAAUCUGUCGAGCAGGAUUGCGGUUUUCAAAUUAGUGAAUCUGCUUUUGGUUUUUCUUCGGAAUGGUGAAGGAGCGGGGUCAGAUUGGACCCCUUAAUGAGUGGAUGAUUGGUUUGAGAUAAGCUCAAUCAGACUUUUUUGUUGAAUUGUGCUCUGCAGUGGAAUCUGCUAGCCAGCUUCGCCAGCUCUGGGUUUGUUACAUGUGAGGAAUCCGCUUUUGGACUUUGACUUGGUUUAAAAUAAUGGGAAAGGUGGAUAAGCAGCGUAGCAUUCACACAUUUUUCACCGUGAGACGAAUGUCUCCGUUGGGCCUGCUCAUGGAAUCUGAGGCGUUCUGAUCAUACCAGCUUACUGGGGAUAUUUUGAGACUGGUGGGCAGCUGCUGGGGUUUCUAUCCUUUUCCUCCUUUUUGAUUGUCCCACUGUGGGGAUAAUCCUAGUGCUACAUUGCUUCUGAGACUAGAAAUCUGUUGUAUGUAAAGGCGCAGAUGCGAUGGUGCUGACUGCAUCAGGAGUUGUGUUUCUACGGCCGUCGCCCGGAAUUUUGCCACCUCACUGGCUACUUACCCGGUCCGCUGCGUGGCCUUGGAGUCAAUCUGGGUCAUCAUCGUCGCGUCUCCUUGACGUUGGCGAGAAGUCAAGCAAAUCGUCUGUACGCCCGGAGCAGAUCACGAAUUCGCCUGUAAAGCAGAGGGUGAACUUGUCACAACUGUUGAAGCGAAGUCCAAUUGGCUCCGAUGGUAAGCAAAAGCAAGAUGCGAAGGGUCGUGGACAGCAACCAUGGUUACCUGAAGCACCUGUGGUUGAGAAGCCUCGAGCAGUGCACAAUGCUGCAGCUCUGGCGUACAUGGGGGAUGCUGUAUACGAGCUAUAUGUUAGACGGCAUUUUUUGACUCCGCCUCAAACCAUGGAUAAAUUCAAUCAACGGGUUAUGGCGUUGGUUUGCUGUGAAGCCCAGCACGCCUUGCUCCUGGAUCUUCUGAAGAAAAAGAUUCUGACAGAGGAAGAAAAGGAUGUGCUCCGUUGGGGUAAAAAUAUCGAAGCUGGUCACAAGAAGGCAAAGAGGCGCGCUGGGACUAUGGUUUAUAACAGUGCAUCAUCGUUGGAAACUCUUAUAGGAUACUUAUACCUUACAAAUGUAGAAAGGCUUGAAGAGAUCAUGAGACACAUGGGCUUUGAUGCUGAAGACAUCACGCCUAGGCCUGUAAACUCGAAAUAAGCUACGGCAUUAGCUUUUCAUAGUAGCAGUCCUCAGUCAUGAUAGAUGCUCUAGAAUCAACUAGCUCCUCAGUUCUGACUGAUUAUUUUACUGACAGACAGCAGCCGUCAUCAAGCAAACAGGAUAUACUUCUUGUUAUUCAUCCUCCUGGAAUCCUGUACGAAUCAUACGUUAGCAUCAACAAGUCGACUAGCUCAGAUCGUCUUCAACAUUGAAGGCGAACAAUAUAUUUUAAGAGCCUAUCGCAUGUUACAUUCAUUUCACAAGAAUGUGAUAGAUGUGUUGAUCUGUGACUGUGUGCUUACUUCCAGCUGAAUGUGUGUAGUUGUUCCGCUGUCUUG
Messenger RNA from Marchantia polymorpha subsp. ruderalis, 2785 nucleotides. The record is from the annotation of a GenBank genome assembly. NCBI's taxonomy places the organism in Eukaryota, Viridiplantae, Streptophyta, Marchantiopsida, Marchantiales, Marchantiaceae.